UUUUUUUUGACAUUUGUCAAAGCUUAUUCACCCCUGACACUUCCAGUGGAGGACUGCUGGCUGCUGUUGAAUUAUAACCCUCAGCCUUACCAAGAGGGAUUAAAGUUCUGCCAAGCAACACAAAAACCUGUUUUUUUUUUUCCCGGGGGAAGAAAAUAAAAAUGAAUCUGUUUCUGGAAUUCCUGGUGUUUUUAGCAGUGCUAAUCUACUCCUACCUAGAAGCGCUUGUCAAGCUUUUUAUGCCCGUGAAGAGAAAAUCGGUCUCUGGGGAGCUGGUGCUGAUCACGGGUGCUGGCCACGGAAUAGGGAGAGCGACCGCCUGUGAGUUUGCCAAGCGUCAGAGCAGAUUGGUUCUGUGGGACAUCAACAAGCAUGGCAUUGAGAGCACAGCAGAGGAAUGCAAGAGGCUGGGCGCCACUGUUUACGCUUUUGUGGUGGACUGCAGCAAAAAGGAGGAAGUCUACAGUACUGCAGAAAAGGUGAAAAAAGACAUUGGAGAUGUCUCCAUCCUGGUGAAUAAUGCUGGUGUGAUUACAACUGCAGACCUGCUCUCAACUCAAGACGGAGAAAUUGAAAAAAUGUUUGAAGUGAACAUUCUCGCUCACUUCUGGACAACAAAAGCUUUUCUGCCAGCAAUGAUGGACAACAAUUAUGGUCAUAUUGUCACUGUGGCUUCCGCAGCAGGUCACGCUGUAACUUCUUUCAUGCUGGCUUACUGUUCAAGCAAAUUUGCUGCAGUUGGAUUUCAUAAAGCUCUAACAGAAGAACUGUCUACGUUGGGGAAGGAUGGAAUAAAAACAUCUUGUCUUUGUCCAGUUUUUGUAAAUACUGGCUUUGUGAAAAAUCCAAGCUCAAGGCUUGGAAAUAUUUUGGAAAUUCCAGAAGUUGUAGACAAAUUGAUGGAAGGAAUACUGACCAAUCAGAAAAUGAUUUUUGCUCCUCCAAGUCUAAAAAUUGCAUUAUUCUUUGAAAAGUUGUUUCCAGAGCGUGCUUUGAAAGUUCUGAAAAAAAUGGAUUCUAUUACGUUCGAUGCGGUUGUUAGAAACAAACACUGAGAAGGAACCGCUUCCCCUUGUACCAUAUCAUGAGUGAAAACAGAACAAGUGCUGAUUUUAGUUCGGUUGCUUUGAUUUAGAGCAAAACAGAACACAAACACUCCCCAGCCACCAUCUUCCAGUCUGCCUAAAGCACAGCUUAUCAGUGUAAAAGGAUUGUCUGCCAAUACAUUAAUCAGUACUCAUCAGCAAGUAAAGGCAUGCUAUUUCACCUGAAUUUAUCAUUUUCUGUUUCCAAAAGGUCACAAUUCCAUGGCAAGUACCCGCAGUAAUGUAGCCUUUCAAUCAAGGUUACGUAUUAGCACAGUUGGCACAACUUAUGCAGAAUAAAGAGUUCUUGACCUUGAUAGUUUCCCAUGGAGAGAAGCUGCCCAUCGAGAAGUUAAGCUUCUACCCAUGUUUUAGAAGCUCAUUUUGGUAGAAUUCUAGGUAUACUAAAAGGGGUUAAUCUCAUAUAAUACACUUUUUUUUUUUCUUUUUUCUUCAAAAUGAGGACAAUCCAGUCAAAACAAAAUUCACACUCAAGUUUGUGCAGACCUGAGCUGAAACUGAAACUAGAAAGCUAAGUGUGAAGCUUUACUAGACAGAAGCUGUGGCAAUUUGGAUGCUUGCAAUUGAGAUGGCUCUGCUCGUAGGAGAGCUGAGCCGUGAAUCUGAGCCAAGAUUUCAGCAGGAUAUGAAUUUCUACAAAAAAAUAAAAUGCACAUGCUGUGAUCUACAAUUAGGAAAAAAAUGUAGAUAUUUGUUUAGCAGCUACAGCACUUGAACCUUUCCUGCAUUUGUUGAGGCUUGAGAGCAAAAAUUAGACAUCAGAGGGAGGCAGGAAAAUGACUAAAGACACUUGCUUUUCCUGCAUAGGAAAAAAUCUGCUUAAAACAUAGAUGAAAUCUUCUGCACUUGACUAUUUUGUGGUACAUUUUAUCAAAUUGCUUCUCUCUAAUUCUCAGAAAUCUUUAAAAUGCCUUCCUGUGAAAUCACUAUAGUAUUUCUCUGCAAAUCACUGGAGGCCUUACCUCUUCUCAUAUAUGCUAGAAAAAUGACUCAUCUCCUAAGAACGCUGAAAAAAAACAGAAUAUUAUUGUUCUUAUUCUACACGACAAAUAAUUCAACCUAAUAAAUCUGUAAUUUAUCUAAGUACUCAGACACAUGUGUUAAAGAAGAUAACAAGGAUAUACUUAGACUGGACAGACUUCAUGCACGUGCAG
Nothoprocta perdicaria is the source of this 2260-nucleotide messenger RNA. RefSeq names its product estradiol 17-beta-dehydrogenase 11-like. Gene Ontology annotation, cellular component: lipid droplet. Bases 162 to 1055 code for a protein of 297 amino acids. NCBI's taxonomy places the organism in Eukaryota, Metazoa, Chordata, Aves, Tinamiformes, Tinamidae. The transcript has 7 exons. The record is from RefSeq and is a predicted model, not a curated record. Gene Ontology annotation, molecular function: oxidoreductase activity, acting on the CH-OH group of donors, NAD or NADP as acceptor.